Thalassophryne amazonica is the source of this 1568-nucleotide messenger RNA. RefSeq names its product protein ALP1-like. The transcript is spliced from 4 exons. The record is from RefSeq and is a predicted model, not a curated record. Bases 108 to 1421 code for a protein of 437 amino acids. NCBI's taxonomy places the organism in Eukaryota, Metazoa, Chordata, Actinopteri, Batrachoidiformes, Batrachoididae.
GCGUCGCUGACUGUAGGAACCGGAAGUGUUUCCCAGUUAGCUGCGAUUAGCAGCGGACUGAUUCGUUGGAAAAUGUAUCAAAUACUAUUUUAAUUUCAGCCUGCUGGAUGGAAAUGGAAGAAGUCGAAGAGCAGAUACGCUCGUUCAUGUUCGUGAUGACUUACUUGCUGCUGAAGCGCAGAAGAGACAUUAAUGACGCCAGCGUUCAGAGGCGCAAUGAGAUCGAAAGACGCGUCAGACAUCGGCAGUAUUUCUUCCAGAGGCAGAGGAGGAUGCUCAUGAUGAUGAUAGCAGGUGGAAUCCGCACCAACAUCCACAUCCGCACACGUCCUUGGACCACCACUCCAAGUACUGACUGGUGGGAGAGAGUGGUGAUGACAGAGUUCCAACCCUCUGACUGGCUGGAUAAGUUCCGUAUGAGCAAAGAGAGUUUUUUCUACCUCUGUGACAAGUUGCGUCCCCGUCUGGCUCGACAGGACACCAGUUUCCGCUUGGCCCUGCCGGUGGAGAAACGUGUGGCUGUGGCCCUGUGGCGCCUAGCAUCAAAUAUUGAGUACCGCACCAUUAGUGCCCUCUUUGGUGUGGGUAAGUCCACUGUCUGCAGGUGUGUAAGAGAUAUGUGUCAUUCCAUUGUGGCAAUCCUCAGUCCGAUCUACCUUCAGUCCCCCAAUGAGCAAGACCUGGAGGAUUCAGCCCAGAUCUUCCAGUCCCAUUGGGGCUUCCCUCACUGUGUUGCGGCCGUAACAACACUCCACACAGCUAUCAUCACUCCGUCGACCAACACAUCUGAUUAUGCCAAUUCUGAUGGUUGGCUAUCAGUUUUGUCUCAGGUGGCUAUUAAUGGCCGGGGACUAUUCUGGGAUGUAUGUGCCAGUUUUCCUGGUGGGACAGACCCAGCUGACAUCUUGUUGAACUCGUCGCUGUGGGCCACAGCCUCAGAGGGCGGACUGUCUCCUGUGCUGACUCCUAAUUUCAUGGGAAAGCCACUCAGGUACGUCCUGCUGGGGGAGAAUUGCUACCCGCUUCAGACCUGGUUGAUGAAGGCUUAUCCUGUGGAAAAAGGCAGGAGAGGAGAUGCAGUUGUGCUGUCAGAGCCACAGCGGCUUUUUAAUCGCAGGCUGACCAGAGCGCUGAGCGUGGCAGAGGAGGCUCUGCUGAGGCUGAGGGCACGCUGGCAGUGCCUCAGCAAGAGGAACGAUUGCGGACUUGACGUGGUGCCCACAAUGAUCCUGGCAUGCUGCAUUUUGCAUAACAUGUGCGAGUCCCACAAGGAUGAGUUCAAGGCAGAGUGGCAAGUGGAGGUGGCUGAGGUGGAGAACCCUCAGCCAAGCCACAAGCAGCUCUCGACCAGCAUGGACCAAAACCUGGCUGAAGAGGUCCGACAUGUUUUCUGUGAUUAUUUUCAACAACACAAUAACUGAAAGUUUUUUCUUUCCUGUUGGAGUUCUUGAAAUGCUUGUAAGUUUGGUAUGUGUGCACCACUGUUGUACGGAUGAGCACAAAAUGAUCAGUUCCCAUGAAAUUUAACAUCGUCUUCAAAAUUUUGCCUAGUGCUUUUUUUUUUUUUU